Molecule: messenger RNA, 8198 nt
Organism: Lytechinus pictus (painted urchin)
Lineage: Eukaryota; Metazoa; Echinodermata; Echinoidea; Temnopleuroida; Toxopneustidae
Product: exportin-6-like
Exons: 19
Coding region: 19-2748 (909 amino acids)
Biological process (GO): protein export from nucleus
Molecular function (GO): nuclear export signal receptor activity
Source: RefSeq, a predicted model, not a curated record
AGCCACAUCAUCCGUAGCAUGUUCAAGUCGUCACCUCCCAACAAACACAACGUCCAACCCCUCCCUCCUCUGGACCAGGAGAGCGAGCAUCUCAGCACAUUGUGUCUUAACUGUCUCCUUCAUUUCUUCUCAUGGAUGCCACUAUCCGGCAACAUCACCCCCAGUCUCAUCACCGUCAUCUUCCACUUCGCCAACUUCGGCUGCGACAUCCAGUCGGUCAGCCGCGGCACGUCGCCCGUGCGGGCCAACGACAGCUUCAGCGCGAGCGGGAGCUCCUCGCUGGGCGUCCUGGCCAUGUCCUGCAUCAACGAGAUCAUGUCCAAGAACUGUGUGCCCACAGACUUUGAGGAUUACCUCUUGAGAAUGUUCCAACAGACUUUCCAGCUGCUGCAAAAAUUAACCAAAGACAAUACAAACCAAUCAGUAGGGAAUAGGUUAGAAGAGUUAGAUGAAAGUUAUGUAGAGAAAUUCACAGAGUUUUUAGGUUUAUUUGUCAGUGUUCACCUCCGCCGGUUUGAGAGCAACUCCCAUUUUCCAGUGCUUGAGUUCCUAUCCCUCCUCUUCAAGUACACAUUCAAGCAGCCGGAGCCAGAAGGUUACUAUUCUUGUUUAGACAUCUGGACCAUAUUCCUGGACUAUCUCAUCGACAAGACCAACUCAUCAAGAAACCCUGAAAUGAACCACUUUGUAGACAGAUACAAAGAUGCAUUAAUAUCUGUGAUGUCUGAAAUACUGCACAAGUUACAGUUUAGAUACAACCAGGCACAGCUCGAGGAACUAGAUGAUGAUAACGUUUAUGAUGACUGUGAGACGGAAUGGCAGUGCUACCUCAGACAAGGCUUGGAGGUCAUUGCUAAGAUUGCUGAACUCUUACCUACAGAGGCGUUUAGUUUAGUGUACCCACCAUUCCAAGAAUAUCUGACUGUGUACCUGGGUCUCAGACAGUAUGUGGUUGAUAUCCCAGAGGGUCAAAGGUUGAAUGUCAACCAGGAGAACGAGUGUAGGAGAUUACAUUGUACUCUGCGAGACCUUUGUUCCAUGUUCCAAGCAUUAGGAAGAUUAGCAGAGCACUUCAUAGGAGACAAGUUCACAGAGAGGUUCGAUAACGCCCUCUCAUUAAUAGAAAGGUUAUGUCAAGCAGCAGUGUAUGGCACCAAUAUGAAGCUAUACAGAAUGAAGAAUGCAGCACCAACAGUACUCAAGCCAGACUUUGUAGAAACACAUGCGCAAGCUUUAGCUGCCCUGAAGGCCUACAGUCAUUGGUUAGCGCAGUUCUACAACGAGACGAGUAAACCCGGAAGCAGACAUCAUGAUAAGAUGUUACCCCUAAUGACAAACUUGGUGGAAGCCAUUGCACCUGAACUUGCCAAACAGAUCCCUAGUAAGAUAAUCCUGUCUUCAGCCCACCUGUUCAUGUCCGUAGCCAGUACAGUACGUCCAACAUUCCUCAUAGAGAUGCCUGCAAUACAGAAGCUUUUCAAUGAUGUCAGCGGAGGAUCGUUAUCAGGACUGCAGACAGAGGUCCAGCUCCUUGUUUGCAGAGGGCUCUCCAAUAUUCUGACCCUACCAUGGGCUAACAUUCCAGACAGCGAGCAGCAGUGGCCUGUCAGAUCAGAGCAUCAUUCGGGAUUUAUCUUCAGACUCACCAAGGAGUACAGAGAACUCAAGAAUGUCCAAGGUAUCCAGACGGACAAGGUUCUCCAGGAGAGAGCUAAACCUGUCAUCAGGAAAACGUUGCAGAUCUUGUCAGACCAGGUAGAGUCUAUCGCUGGUGAAGUCUCAAAGACAAAACAGUUGUGCUAUCACUCUGUCAGGGAGUGUAUAGAGGUCACACUACACAUCUUCCCACUCUACAUUCAACAACCAGAUGUCGUGGAUGAAAUGAUGAGCUUUUUCUUGGCUCUCUUCCAAGGGCUAAGAGUUCAGAUGGGAAUUCCUACUAUUCAACAUAUAAUGGCAAUGUUCAUCAACUUGUUCACAAGACAGCAGCUAGCAGCAACCAUCAAACAUGAGAGUGAAUCUGGGAUCAGUGUUGUAGAGAAGUUUCUACAGAUUCUAGAGAUCAUAGUCCAGGAACCCGGUUCAGCAUUCAAGACAUUUCUUCCAAGUAUUAUUUCAAUCUGCAUGGAUCACAUAUACCCCAUUGUUGCAGAGAAAUCAUCACCAGACAUCAAGCCCGCCCUCUACAGGUUACUAUUUGAGAUGCUGCAAAGCAAGUGGAAAUACUUCUUUAAUUCCUCACUCCUAGCGAGCAUGCUUGGGGCGCCCCCUACAGACAACGUGGAGCAUGAGCAGCAGUUUAUCACGAUUAUGCAAGCUUUUGGUCAGUCUUUCCUUCAACCAGACAUCUCGAUUUUCAGGCAGAAUCUAGAAGCUCUGGAGAUCCUCAAUGCCAAACUCAAACUGUAUCAAAAGAAGAUAUUCAAAACAAUGAUGCUGUUGCCGUUCAUGAACGUCCUCCUCCAAGCACUGAUCCAUAAGUCACACGACCUACUGCAAGACGAAACCUUGGUGACCAUCUUCAACAUGGCAGCGGUAGACUUUGAUAAUUUCUUCAGGAUAUUCUUGCCAGAGUUCCUGACAAGUGCAGAGGGUCUGGACCCCAACCAGAAGACAAUCCUCAAGACAAAUUUCGCAUUUGCAGAGGAUCUUCCAUCAUUCAGCCAGAACUUGAGGCGAUUUGUGAGUGACCUUCGUUACUACAGACUGUGCAACUCGGCCCUUCCCGCUGGCUCUGUCAAGCUAUGACAAAGGAGGAACCAGGGGUAGGGGAAGGACUUAGAGUAGACUAGGACUCAAGUGCAAAGAAAAAAAUGCAAAUGCCAGGGAUUCCAGUAUUGCUGUUACUAGAUAUUAAUAUGAAGGAGGAACUGUCAGGUGUUGGACCAAAAUAUUGGGGGCUUCUGGCCCGACACCGUGCAGCUGGACUCCAUAAUCCAAGGCAGGUACAGUAAGGACACCUUGGUGUGUUGAGCAAUUAAGCCAGGUUAGACUAAGUGAUCUUCAUCUGGGCAUUUCUAGCCAUUUGUAUGGAGCACACCCGCACUCUGGACAAAAUAACCUGCUGCAGGAUGACAUGUUGGUGUAAUGGUCUGUGUGAUUGGGUUGAACUACAAGGGUCAGUUGAGAAGGUAUCCACUAUUGACAUGUAAUCUGGAGAGAGCUUAAAAACAUUUUGUCAAAACAUUUGUCUGGCAAGUUGUCAGAUCUGACAAGUUUCCUUGAUUUUGACUGGCCAAGAAGUACUGUUACCAUGGUACUUGUCGGAUAAAACGUCCAACAUGUCCUUUCAUGAAACACUCUCCUGAUUGACAAGAGGACAACAUCUUGGGGCAUUAGGUCACACGGCCAGGGAGAAGCUAGGUACUCUGGGUCCAUUCUAGGUCUUGCAAUGCAAAAGGUUUGCAAUGGAUUGUGAAUAUGAAAGAACAGUUCUGAUUGGCUUCUGGUGCUAUGUUUGGUCCUAUAUUCAAAUGCAACGAUGAUUGUGAUUGGUCAUUGUAAGUUCUGAAUGAUUGCAAGCUUUGUGUGUUAUGAAACAUGCAUACAGAUUCAAUAAAUCUACUUCUAAAGAUGAUGGCAGAGGGAUGGGGGGUUGCAAGAAUGCUAAAGAUAAGGAUGGACCAACAUGUCCUGAAAGAGAUUUGUAAGCUGUUACGUGGAACCUAUCAGCACAUUUGUAGUCGUCUAGACACAGGUGCAGUGAUAUCAAAUCUGCAACAUGUUGGUGGGUUGGAAAGCACCUUGGUCAUGCUUGAGGAUACUGCAAAGGAUUCCAAACUAGCUGCUGUAGUUCUGAAAUCUGAUAUGAUGGAUGCAGACAAUGGUGAUGGAGGGACAAGCUGCUAGAUCUAGGUGGGACAGUUUGUGGAUCUACAGAGGCUUGUGAUGUUGAUUGACUGGUUUCCUGGUAAUCUGACCCCUACAGUAAUUCUGCCCUCAUGGGGAUAGCGUGUUUGAAAGAAAGCUGCACUGUCGGAUGGAACAAGUUCCAAAGACGCAUAGGGAUGGACACAACCACACAUUGAAUUCAACAAAUUUGUUUUUAUACCCAAUGAAUAAAUCAGAUGAAAAGUGCCAUACAUGGGAAAAUGGGCUGUUUAAGUAUGAUUAUUGCAUUGAUGCAACAAAGGACUGACAGAUCAACCUCAAUUUCCCUGCCAAUUAAAAGCUCACCUCAGGUCAGAUGCACAUGACAGGAAGGUUGACUACAUUUAGAUGUACCUAUGGCAGGUUACCCAUAGUUAUCUCAGCAUUGGUCUAUAAUAACUGAGCCAAUUUAAUCAUGUUUAUUUAAUGAAUCCUUGAAUGUUGACUUUGCAGCCAUAUUUAGCCGAUAUCCCUUGAGUGGCCAUGUUAAGGAAGACGCGAGAGCAAAAUAUUGAGUAGCCUACCAUACUAAGUCCCAAGUGAAAUCAAGUUAAGUGGACCUCGGGCUUGGUGAAGUAGCCAUGAAAUGUCUUGUGCUUCAGCACUCCGUAUCCUGUUUCAUACAACUUGUUACCAGUAAAACAAAAAGAAAUUUCCAUUAUAAAUUGUCAGCCAAUCCAAUGCCAGAAUUUAUGUAACUUGGAACAUUGAGAAUAAUUUUGUUACAACAAGUUUUAUUGGAAACUGGAUCUUUGGCAGUGUUUCACAAUAAUGUUGCUGGUACUAGGUUCAUAGGUAUGUUUUGGAAAUUGUGUGCUGUAUUGACACUAGUUUCUCGGACGUCUGCACAUGUGUACUUGACAGUGUUGUGAAAUCAUGUAAAUUUCUCGUCUCUCAAGCUGUCAAGAAUGUUUUCUUGAAUACUUUGAAAUGCUGGUAAUGUUUCAUAGAUUUCAUUGGACCUGGGUCAUUGUUUAUUCCCCCCCCCAAAAAAAAAAAAGGUUUAAACGCUAUUAAACAGGCAGUAAGGGUUAGUUUAGUGGAUGGGAGAAAAAACAUUCCCAAAACUUGCUGAAAUUUCACAUUUCACAUCCAUGAAAUGGCAGUGUGCAUUUCAAAGUCCCACAUUUAGACUUUCAUGUACGUAUACCAUGUGUGAAAUCAACUGAAAAUGAACAUUCAGAGUCAAGGAAGGGGAACGUUCUUUAUUUUCUUGACAGUACCCAACUAAAUCAAAACAAUUUUAGGAAAUAAGAAAAAUAGAUGCCCAUUUUAUGGAUGUAAAGAUGUGAAAUGUGAAACUUAAGUAGCUUUGGGAAGGUUUUUUUUUCAUACAGUUCAAAUGGUUACCAAAAUGUGCAAAAUUUAUUUUACCUCAAUUUGCCCAAUUUCCCACAACGGUGAACUUUUUGAAAAAGUGCAAUAGCACUUAGUAUAGAGUGAGGAGGUGUUUUGAAAAAAAGGAUAGAGGAGAAAAAAAUGAUUGAAUAACACAUUUUUUUCUGAAUUGCCCUCAUUUACUCUCUUUCUGACUCAUACUUUUCUAUAAUAGCAAGGUAUUUUCGUCUUCCAAUGGUUUUGUAACCCAGUCAGCAAGUAUGAUUGAUGUUUCUUAAUGUGUGUCUAUUUCAGAAAACUGAUUUUAUAUGUGCACUUUAUGCUUAUUCCAUCAGUAAAUAUUAUUUAUUUAAGAUUUAAUCAUACAUAAUAACCAUUUUUUUAUUUUGACUAUGUCUCUGUAGACCGAAGUUUAUGCUCAGUUUACGUUUUCAAUUCUUUCUUAAGAUACUAUAUUCUGCAUUUGUUGCAUAAAAGGACAAUAAAAAUUACAUGAUUAUGAAAUACAUAUCUAUUUCACCUUGUAAUGUUAACUCUCUUUUAGGAGAUAACUUGGGCAAUCAUGGGCAUAUUGUAAGAGCAAAUUCUCAGUUUUUGUUUUGAUGUUAGCUUUGGACAGGUUUGAGUAUCGGAUUUCCAUCUCUGGUUAUACAGAUUCAAUAUUUGUGUGGUUGUCCAUCAAAAAAUAGCAAAACAAUGAAUUGAAAGUAAAUGAUAGUUGAAUUGUAAUUGUAAUAUUUUGGCAUAAAUUUGUUUUAUACCACAUAAUUCUCAUAUCAUCCAGUACAAGUGAUCUUUUCAGUGAAACUGCAGGUCAAUAUUUAUCACUCCAAUAUUUAAUUAUUUGCAUGUAGCAUUAUGGAAUGAUGAGAAAGCAUUCCUUUCAUAUUUUCAUUUGUUUUUUGCUGUGAUUUCAUAUUACAGUAACCACUUGUUACCAUUUAGUUAUAAAAUGUGCUUAUGAUAAUUCAAAGAAAAAUUGUUGGUAUAUUUAAAGAAAAUCAACCCAUUCCUCCUCAUUAACAAGCACAAGAAUGAAAAUCUUAUUCCUGAAUGUAACUCAAGUAAACAUGUUUGUGAAUAUAUCCUGUCACAGUGUGCACGCUGUUUACUUGUGUGACUCGGUAACUUCUGGUAGCUCAAAGGUUAGAAGAGAUUGAGAACAUGGUACAAAAGCGGUUGCAACUAGACUAGUACUAGCUACAGUAGAUCGGUGGAAUGUUUCACAAAGAUUUUUCAAGUACAGCAUGUCCGCAUUGGUCAGAUCGUGCCAAGAGGACGUACAUUGCUCUUUAUCAAUAAGAUUGUGCGUUGCAUAUCAUAUACGCGUCGACAUUAAAGUGCAACUCUUAAGUCAUACUUCAAUCUUUGUGACACACCUCCCAGAAUUUGUUGGGUCACACAUAACCAAACAAGAAGUAGAAUUUCUAGUCCAGUGCACAAAGAAAAUGUCAAAUUCACACAUCUGAAGCAUCCAGGAACUUUUGGUCAUUGUCGAUAAAGAGAAUUAUAUUUUUGUUAUGAUGUAACCUUCACCACCAUCCAUGCAUGUAGAUGGAUAGAAAUAGUCAUCCUGUGAUUGUCUACACCAAAGACUUGAGAACUGAGUGCUAGAUGAGGAGAGGAAGAUAUUGAAAUCUUGGUGCAAUGUACACCAUUGAGAAUGAAGUGUGUGGAUUUGUAAAGACUUCUAAAGCCAUCUUUUUUUUGUUUUUAUAAUCAUGUGCUUCCGUUUUUGUGAUGGCAAAAAAUGAGUACUUGUGAAGAAUGGUGACACAUGUUGUUGGCUUGUUUGUAUUUGCCCUUGUAACAAUUAUUCUUUGGAUAUAAAGAUGACAAUAUAAUUGUGACAAAAAGUCAUUGAAAUAUUUUAUAAAAAAGCAAAGGAGUUCUGGGUAGGGCUCGAAGAUACAUGUAUCUUGCUUUUGCCCAAGCAAGAAAUAAUGAUGAAUCCCUUUUGUGUGAAUUUAUAAUUAAAAUAAGGAAUAGUAAAUUCAAAAGGAAACCAGGUUUGACAGACGACUCCACUCCAUUGAUUGAUUCCCACUAAACAUAUUUUGUAGAAUGCAUCUCAUCAGGCAAUGCCUUCCAAGUCAAUUGAGUUGACAACAUAGGUGUUGUCUUCCCAAAAGGCAGAAGGCAUGUUCUAGAUAUCAGAAAGUGAUUUUCUCAUAGACAUAUUUUAUGCCUGAAUUCAGAUAUGGAGACUAAUGUUCAUCAAUAUCAUGAUAAUAUUAAUCAUCUUGAUCUAGGUCCCAUAAAGACUUGUUAUGAUAACAAAUGCACAAUAUCUAUGGCAAGUUUACUCUCAGCCAAUCAGAUUGAAUGAUUUCUGUAGCUUUUUAACUACAUGUAUUGCAAAUUGUUAUUAUAACCAGUUUUAUGAAACAGGGCCCCUGAUAUUUCUAUUUCUUUUCAUAUUCAGGACUAACUGUAAUGGUGGUCCCAUUUGAUCCCUUUUGCUAAGAUCUGAGGAAAACUGAAACCAGUCCACUGCAUAUCAUAUAGUUACAUUUAAUAAUUCACUUGUAUUGUGUAGAUUAACAUGAGAUUCUUGAAUAUGCAAUUUAUAUACAUGCAUACAUCAUUAUGCUGCCAAGAUCAGCUGCAUAUCAUACAUUGAAACACAUGUAGAGAUUAUUGAGCCUGUGCAGUGUUGACGAUCAUUCAGAUUUGGGUAAAAUGUGGGAAGAUAUAAUGAGGACUAUGUGCUGCAAAAUCAAUUACGGAGCUGUGUCUAGUAGCACAAAUGUUAGCGAUUAAUCAUACGUUUGAUUUUCAUGAUUAAUAAUGCAGUCGAUGCAAUUGAUCGUAAAAUAAUGUUCUACGGUGAUUCCUAAGCUUUCUGUUACGGGCCCCAGGUUUGAUUUUAAACCUUUAUCAAAUAGCUUGUCUUAAUUGAAAGAAAUGGAACUGAAGAAGGAUAAACAUAUCUGAAUUAAGCCCUGAAUUAUGGGAACUAGUUGGCUUGCAUGAAAAAAAAAGAAAAA